AUGGCGGUCGCUCUAGUCGACGAAGAUGGCGCGACUCGGGUCAUUGACCACAACGUCAAGCCCGAAGCGAAGCGCGCCACCGAGGCCGAGCACAAAAUGAGCUUUCGGCAAAGUUUGCGCACCUAUCCACACGCUGUAGGCUGGUCAAUCCUCUUCUCCACCGCGCUGGUGAUGGAGGGUUACGACAAUGCCCUGAUCGCUACUCUCUUCGCCUACGGCCCAUUCCAACGUGAGUUUGGCGAUCGACUACCCGAUGGGUCCUAUCAGAUCUCGGCCCCGUGGCAGUCGGGUCUCACAAACGGAGCCCUGGUGGGUGAAAUUCUGGGCUUAUUCGCAACUGGUAUUAUUGUUGAACGAUUUGGGUACCGCAAAAGUCUUAUCGGAGCUUUGAUGGCCUGCGUGGCGUUUAUUUUUAUCAUCUUCUUCGCAAAUUCCCUGCCCGUGUUGCUGGUGGGAGAGAUUCUUAUUGGUAUUCCUUGGGGUCUCUUCCAGACCGUUACCACGACCUAUGCAUCAGAGGUGUGUCCGGUGGUGCUACGUCCGUACUUGACCACGUACGUCAAUCUGUGCUGGGUAAUGGGCCAGUUCAUCUCCUCGGGUGUUCUCAAAGCAAUGCAGAAUCGGGACGAUCAGUGGGGCUACAAGAUUCCCUUUGCCCUGCAGUGGUUGUGGCCGAUUCCAAUCGCGAUUGGUGUCGCUCUGGCGCCCGAAUCUCCAUGGUGGCUCGUCCGUAAAGAGCGACCUGAAGAUGCGCGCCAUGCACUACAUCGCCUUACCGUACCCGGUCGCGAUCCCAAUUUCAACGCGGAUGAAACCAUUGCCAUGAUCCGCAGCACCAACGAGCUCGAGAAACGUAUGACCUGCGGAACAACCUACCUCGACUGCUUCCGGGGCGUGGACCGACGUCGCACGGAGGUGGUAUGUCUGACCUGGGCCACUCAGAUGGUCAGUGGAAGUGCCCUAAUGGGCUACUCCACCUACUUCUACGAACAAGCCGGCAUGGCCCCCAGCAACGCCUUCACCAUGACCAUGGUCCUCUACAUUCUUGGCGCUCUUGGUACACUCAGCUCAUGGCCUCUCAUGACCCGAUUUGGUCGCCGUACUCUCUACAUCAGCGGUCUGGCCUGCAUGGGUCUUCUCCUCCUCAUCAUCGGCUUCCUGGGCAUCGUAUCACGAGAGAACAUCGCCGCCCAAUGGGCGGUCGGGUCCCUCCUCCUCAUCUACGCUUUCACCUACGAUGCCACCGUUGGCCCCAUCUGCUACUCUCUAGUCUCAGAACUGAGCUCCACGCGUCUCCGCACCAAGACUAUUGUUCUCGCCCGUAACGUGUACAACAUCUGUGGUUUGAUCACAAACAUCAUCACGCCCCGCAUGUUGAACCCCUCCGCGUGGGACUGGGGUGCCAAGGCCGGAUUCUUCUGGGCCGGGAUGUGCUUGCUGUGCUUUGUCUGGUGCUAUUUCCGUCUGCCCGAGCCUCAGGGACGUACGUAUGCAGAAUUGGACUUGUUGUUUGAGCAGUGCGUUCCUGCGCGCAAGUUCAGCUCGACGCGUGUGGAUCCAUUUGCGAGCGAUCGUUCCAGCUCAGUGGGGACGAAGUCGGAGAUGCCUAUCACAGAGACGGUAGAGAAGGUGGAGUCGUGA
Penicillium diatomitis is the source of this 1641-nucleotide messenger RNA. RefSeq names its product General alpha-glucoside permease. The record is from RefSeq and is a predicted model, not a curated record. Gene Ontology annotation, biological process: carbohydrate transport; transmembrane transport. Bases 1 to 1641 code for a protein of 546 amino acids. Gene Ontology annotation, molecular function: carbohydrate:proton symporter activity. Gene Ontology annotation, cellular component: membrane. Lineage: Eukaryota; Fungi; Ascomycota; Eurotiomycetes; Eurotiales; Aspergillaceae. The transcript is spliced from 2 exons.